AUGGAAAUAGAUGAUGAUUUCGACAAUGAAGAAGAAGCAAUUCAUCUUGCUAUUGGUAAUAACAAUUUAGCCAUCCAAUUCUUACUCCAUCAACAAGAAAACCAAGCCAUACAUGUUGGCUCUAUUCCCGGGCGUUUUUUCAUCUACCGUGAUCGAGAAAGCGGACACUAUAGAUUGUUCGACGAUUACUUUUCAGAGACUCCGGUUUACAAUGAUGCUAUGUUUCGUAGGAGAUAUCGCAUGUCGCGUCCUCUAUUCCUUCACAUAGUCGAAGCCGUUGAAAGUUAUGACAACUACUUCACACAAAAAAGGGAUGCAGCAGGCAGGGUUGGCUUAUCAUCUCUGCAAAAAGUAACAGCCGCAUUUCGGAUGUUAGCAUAUGGUCUUCCUGCAGAUGCCAUUGACGAGCACAUAAGGAUAAGCGAGUCAACGGCAAUCGAAAGCCUCAAAAAAAUUUGUCGAGCCAUAGUGGAUAUAUUUCGGAGACAUACCUACGGUCACCAACACCAAAUGAUAUUUCGAGGCUUCUUUGCAUUGGUAAAAAACGAGGUUUUCCAGGAAUGCUUGGUAUCUUAG
Molecule: messenger RNA, 576 nt
Organism: Raphanus sativus (radish)
Lineage: Eukaryota; Viridiplantae; Streptophyta; Magnoliopsida; Brassicales; Brassicaceae
Exons: 1
Coding region: 1-576 (191 amino acids)
Source: RefSeq, a predicted model, not a curated record